AAGAUUCUGAAGUUUCAGAUGAUGCGACAGAACACUUGAACAGUUACACGACAGAAGAUGUCAGAAAUACACUAAAGCCAUUUCUCAAAGGAAAUGAAAAUUAUGAUCCUAUUCUUCACUAUGAUUAUGAAUGGGUAUAUUUAUCUGUUAGAAAUAUAAUCAAUUUGUGA
Entrophospora candida is the source of this 170-nucleotide messenger RNA. NCBI's taxonomy places the organism in Eukaryota, Fungi, Glomeromycota, Glomeromycetes, Entrophosporales, Entrophosporaceae. The record is from the annotation of a GenBank genome assembly.